Molecule: messenger RNA, 1175 nt
Organism: Pseudomyrmex gracilis
Lineage: Eukaryota; Metazoa; Arthropoda; Insecta; Hymenoptera; Formicidae
Product: elongation of very long chain fatty acids protein AAEL008004-like
Exons: 4
Coding region: 77-892 (271 amino acids)
Biological process (GO): very long-chain fatty acid biosynthetic process; sphingolipid biosynthetic process; fatty acid elongation, saturated fatty acid
Cellular component (GO): endoplasmic reticulum membrane
Molecular function (GO): fatty acid elongase activity
Source: RefSeq, a predicted model, not a curated record
UCAAUUCGUAAAUACUUCCUUUCAACUUUUAGAUACUUCGAAAAUUGUUUGUAUAUUGUGAACAGAAAAUCACAUAAUGAGUGGUAGCAGUGUUUAUGAUUAUCUUAUGAUUGACUUAGCAGAUCCGUUCACGCGUAAUUGGGCGUUAGUAGAAACACCAUUCCCAGCAAUAAUUAUAACCUUUGCUUACUUGUAUUUUGUACUUUACGCCGGACCAAGUUACAUGAAGAAUCGACAAUCAUUUAAUUUGAGGAUCUUUAUAUUAUUUUAUAACGUAUUUCAAAUUCUUGCUAAUGCGUGGCUGGUGCACAGUUAUAUAUCUUUUGGCUGGUUUACUACAUAUAGCCUAAAAUGUAGUAAUAAUAAUAAUCUGACAAGUAUAAAUGGUUUUAAGCUAAUAACUAUUACAUGGUGGCUAUUCAUAUUAAAACUAAGUGAUUAUAUCGAAACGUGUAUAUUUGUUUUACGGAAAAAACAGAACCAAGUGUCUUCUUUGCAUGUAUAUCAUCAUGUGUCUAAUGUCUUAUUUGGAUGGUAUUUCCUUAAAUAUAUAGCGGACCCCAAAGCAACUUUUGUGUGCUUAGUUAAUUGUUUUAUACAUGUUAUUAUGUAUAUAUAUUACUUCAUUGCAGCAUGGAGCACAACUAUGCAACAAAAAGUAUCUGUUUUUAAACCAUAUAUUACGAAAUUACAAAUGACGCAGUUUGUUGCGCUGAUAUGCUAUGGACUACAGGCUUUUCUAGAUCCAGAAUGCAAAGGACUACAACGAGAAAAAGAAAUUGUAUUCGUAUUCCUUUUGAAUUUGCUACUAUUUCUAUACUUAUUUUAUGACUUUUAUAAAAAGUCAUAUGGCACAAAACAGAAACAGAAAACUGCAAAACACGAAGAAUAAAAUUUAUGUAUAAUAUGUAUAAUUAUAGUCACAGACCAAUCACGUGAAUCUUUAUUAUUCGUUAUCUGAUUUUGUACUUUGGUUUUGGGUUUAGUAUUAAAUUUGUAUUUUAUUUCGUUCGUAAUUUUCAGUUUCCGUUUGUUAUAGUUAGUUUUCUUUUGUUUUUUUGUGAGUAUUAUUGAUCUUGUGAUAUUUUCUGUGAUAUAUUUUGUCUUUUUAAUAGUUUGUGAAGGUGCUCUUAGAGAUAUCCAGAGUGUGUAAGAAAUAUUUUAUUCAUAGAAUA